AUCGUAGUUUACCCAUAUUGAGUAGUUGCUUACCUAAUUAUUGCACCCCAAUUAAUAAUCGACAAAAUUGAUUCUUCGAUUUGGACAAAACCUCGCUCCGGUCACGGGCGAAGGAUGGGUGACAGAUUAUUAGAUAUACCUUGUAAGGUAUGUGGCGACAGAAGUUCGGGAAAACAUUACGGGAUCUAUAGCUGCGAUGGUUGUUCGGGUUUCUUUAAACGCAGCAUUCAUCGAAACCGUGUUUACACUUGCAAAGCUACAGGUGAAAUGAAGGGAAGGUGCCCGGUCGAUAAAACGCAUCGAAACCAAUGCAGAGCUUGCAGAUUGCACAAAUGCUUUCAGGCCAGCAUGAACAAAGACGCUGUUCAACACGAACGCGGCCCUCGCAAACCGAAAUUACAACAAAACUCCCAUUCGCAAAUUACAUCGUCAACCGGACUUCCGCAUUUGUCUUCUGUAAAGCUCAACCCGACGUCGGCGUCUCUCAACUUUCCAGGAAUGUUUGGACCACCGCAACCACCUAAAACUCUGUCGCUUGCGAGCCCGUCGGUAACAAGUUCGGGAUCGCAUGUCGAUUCACUACCACCGCCAAUGUUUCAUCCGCCACCCUUACCGCCGCCACCUGGCUUACUUCAAAUUCUAAUGUCGGCCGAAAAAUGUCAGGUAAAAUUCAGUGAAAUUGUCUGGAACACUAAACUACAGUUUGAUCUUUCGAAUGGAUCGGCUUCUAAUUUGGGAAUAUCCGCCGCCGGAUUUCCAAUACCGCCACCUAGUUCACCGUUACCACUACCGUUAACUCCCACUUGGGAAAUAUUACAGGAAACUGCGGCCAGACUUUUAUUUAUGGCCGUCCGAUGGGUUCGAUGUUUGGCACCAUUCCAGACUCUCAGUAAACACGAUCAGCUUCUUUUGUUACAAGAGUCUUGGAAAGAUUUAUUCUUGUUGCAUCUAGCUCAAUGGUCAGUUCCGUGGGAUUUAUCGACGUUGUUAAGUUGUCCUCAAGCGCGAGAACGUCUCCCUUCUGAUCUUCAUACGGCGAUAGAAAUUAAAACAAUCCAGGAAAUAAUGUGUCGAUUUAGACAAAUAUCACCAGACGGCAGUGAAUGCGGUUGCAUGAAAGCUGUCGUACUGUUUACACCAGAAACUGGCGGAUUAUGCGACGUACAGCCCGUGGAAAUGUUACAAGAUCAAGCCCAGUGUAUACUUGGAGACUACGUGCGAACUCGCUAUCCACGCCAACCAACACGUUUUGGUCGACUCUUACUUUUGGUGCCAAGUUUGAGAGCUAUUAGAGCGCUAACAGUAGAGCUAUUGUUUUUCAAAGAUACAAUAGGCGAAAUACCAAUAACACAAUUAUUGGGGGAUAUGUACCAAAUGGAAAAGUGUGCAUCGCCGUUAUAAAUUUAUAAGUACACCACCUUACAUGCAAAUA
Molecule: messenger RNA, 1432 nt
Organism: Photinus pyralis (common eastern firefly)
Lineage: Eukaryota; Metazoa; Arthropoda; Insecta; Coleoptera; Lampyridae
Gene: dsf
Product: nuclear receptor subfamily 2 group E member 1
Exons: 8
Coding region: 115-1401 (428 amino acids)
Biological process (GO): anatomical structure development; regulation of transcription by RNA polymerase II; cell differentiation
Molecular function (GO): zinc ion binding; RNA polymerase II cis-regulatory region sequence-specific DNA binding; nuclear receptor activity
Source: RefSeq, a predicted model, not a curated record